AUGGUGAAUCACACAAUUGAGCUCUUCGCGCCCAUAGGAGAAGGCUUGGUCUUUCGGGGCCGGGAGUUCCUCCACCGCCGCCCCUGUUGCUUGGGUGCGGGCGAGCGUUCCUUGGUGCUGCUUCUGCACUACGUCCCCGCAGACUUCCCCGAGUUCCAGUGCGAGUCAAUGGUCAACGUUUCUGCUGCGAAGGCGGACGAUCUUCUCCUCUAUCAGUGUCAGGCCUUGAUGCCACCGGAUCCUGCAGGGAUCGGUGAGGCAUCUGCCCCUGCCCCCAAGCCGCCACGCCAGCGGUACUUGCUGUACAAUCCUUGCGCAACCAACUUCGAUCCGCACUACUGCCAGUCGCAGUUCAACAACCAGGUCGUCUUCUUCCUCCACGCCCUGUCAGUGGCGAAGGGCCUCGGCCGACGGCUCGUUUUGCCGCCCUUCAUGUGGAUGGAGCACCAGAUGGCUGAGUCGCAGCGGUGGUUUCCCUUCGAGCAUUUCUUUGACCUGGAGCACUUGAAGGAACGCUUCGAUGUGAUCAGCUUGGAGGAGUUCUUGUCACUCGAGGACCUGGCCCACCCAGGUGGUCAGAAACUCUGGUGGUACUUCUAUCCGCCCUACUUGGUCGAAAAG
This is a messenger RNA of Symbiodinium natans, 621 nucleotides long. The record is from the annotation of a GenBank genome assembly. NCBI's taxonomy places the organism in Eukaryota, Dinophyceae, Suessiales, Symbiodiniaceae.